Passer montanus (Eurasian tree sparrow) is the source of this 7318-nucleotide messenger RNA. It is a transcript of the gene SIM2, whose product is annotated as SIM bHLH transcription factor 2. NCBI's taxonomy places the organism in Eukaryota, Metazoa, Chordata, Aves, Passeriformes, Passeridae. The coding region runs from base 1362 to 3644 and encodes 760 amino acids. Gene Ontology annotation, molecular function: DNA-binding transcription factor activity, RNA polymerase II-specific; protein dimerization activity; RNA polymerase II transcription regulatory region sequence-specific DNA binding. Gene Ontology annotation, biological process: regulation of transcription by RNA polymerase II. The transcript is spliced from 12 exons. The record is from RefSeq and is a predicted model, not a curated record.
CGUCACGGAUACAUUAUCCCCUCCCCUCUUGAGGCUCUCCUGGCUUUCUGCAGCCUUUGCUAAAGAAUUAAGCGAGAGGUCCACUUCAGAGCUCCUUCUGCCCCUGGGAAAAAAAAAAUAAAUAAAAAAAGGCGAGGAAAGAAAAGGAAAAAAAAAAAAAAAAGCGGAGAUAUCGGUGCUUUCAGACGAGGAGCGUGGCGGCUGUGAUUUCCGAGAGGAGGGGAAUUUUGCCUUCGAUCCUUGCCGGAUUGCGGGAGGUGAAUGUAGCAAACCCUCCCCUUGCCUUUGAAAGGCAUGUCUCUGCCAAAGAGCUACCGCUUCGCUCUUGAAAUACGUGACAAAUAAAAAAGAAACAAAAAAUAUAGAGAGAGGAAAGACUCCUAUCUUUCAAAUUCUUUUUCUUUAAAAAGGAAAAAUAAAAAAGAAAAACAACAACAAAAAGAAACAACCAAACCAAUAAAUAAAAGCAACAAAAUCAAUGCCGCGCCUUUGCCAGCGCUCGGACUUGUUUGGAAAGAGACAACGCUGAAGUGGCACUGGUCCCGAGGAAAACGGAUCCUUUAAUUUGACUCUGCAUGAGAAGCGCAUUUGGAGCCGGGCGCAGCGGCCGCAGCGGCAGGAGCAGCCCCGCAGCCCCCGCAGCCCCCGCAGCCCCCGCAGCCCCCGCAGCCCCGGCGCGGCCGGAGCCCCUCGGGCACGGGCGGAGCAGCAGCGCCCUUCGGGCCGAGCGGAGCGCAGGGGCGGAGGGGAAGGAGAGCCGCUGAUCCCGGAGCACUCCACCAUCAGCCGCAGGCACCGGCUGUGACUUUGGUUCGUCGUGUUCUCGGCAUCUCGGGCUCCGGGACCAGCUCAUUUUGCACUUCGUUCGACGAGCAGCGCCGUCGUUCUGUUCCCUUUUUUUUUCUUCUUCUCCUUAUUUGAGAGACACGAUGUCCAAAAAUGGUUCAGCCUGCUUAGCCCAAUGAUUUCUUGCACGGACGCUCUAUUUUCCUCCUUUUCUUUUUUAAUUAUUAUUUUUGGAUGGGGCAGGAUCGAGUAGAAGAAAUCGUUCGGUGAAGGGACCCCAGCGGUUUGCCCCCCAUUAAGGAGAAGAUCAAGAUCCGAUUCCCAGCUGCACGCAGAGGACGGAGGCUGCCGUGGAUCUUUCAGUCUGGCUUUCAAAGCCCUCGCUGCUGCAGGGUCAGAGCAGAACUGCCUUCUCCGAGCGGCUUUCCUGUCCUGCUUGCAGCUCAGAGAUCGCCUCCCCCCUCCUCGCACCAUUUCUGUUCGUGUUCGUUUUGUUCGUCGAAAUCCAUGCCCCCUGCCAUUCGGAAGAACCGGGUCUAAUAUGCCAGUGACAUCCGCGCCUUGCAGCAGUCGCGAUGAAGGAAAAAUCCAAGAACGCGGCAAAGACUAGACGGGAAAAAGAAAAUGGAGAAUUCUACGAACUGGCCAAACUCCUGCCCCUGCCCUCGGCCAUCACCUCGCAGCUGGACAAGGCGUCCAUCAUCCGCCUCACCACCAGCUACCUGAAAAUGCGAGCCGUCUUCCCCGAAGGUCUGGGCGACGCCUGGGGACAGCCGAGCAGGAUCGGCCCUUUGGAUAACGUGGCCAUGGAGCUCGGAUCCCACUUGCUUCAGACUUUGGAUGGCUUUGUUUUCGUCGUGGCAUCCGAUGGCAAAAUAAUGUACAUUUCUGAAACAGCAUCUGUGCACCUUGGCCUGUCCCAGGUGGAGCUCACUGGAAACAGCAUUUAUGAGUACAUCCACCCCUCGGACCAUGAUGAGAUGACUGCUGUCCUCACUGCCCACCAACCUCUGCAUCCUCACCUCCUGCAAGAAUAUGAAAUCGAGAGAUCCUUUUUCCUGAGGAUGAAGUGUGUCCUAGCCAAGAGGAAUGCAGGUCUGACCUGCAGUGGCUACAAGGUGAUCCACUGCAGUGGCUACUUGAAGAUCCGCCAGUACAUGCUGGAUAUGUCCCUGUACGACUCCUGUUACCAAAUUGUGGGGCUGGUGGCCGUGGGGCAGUCUUUGCCUCCCAGUGCAAUCACUGAGAUCAAGCUGCACAGCAACAUGUUUAUGUUCAGAGCCAGCUUGGAUUUAAAACUGAUUUUCCUCGAUUCCAGGGUCACGGAAUUAACUGGAUAUGAACCCCAGGAUCUGAUAGAGAAAACCCUCUACCACCACGUCCACGGCUGUGACGUUUUCCACCUGCGAUACGCUCACCACCUCUUGCUGGUGAAAGGCCAAGUGACCACCAAGUACUACCGGCUGCUGUCCAAGCAGGGAGGCUGGGUGUGGGUGCAGAGCUACGCCACCAUCGUGCACAACAGCCGUUCGUCACGGCCUCACUGCAUAGUGAGUGUCAAUUAUGUCCUUACAGAUAUUGAGUACAAGGAACUUCAGUUGUCACUGGACCAGGUUACCAUUUCCAAGUCACAGUUUUCAUGCAGAAACUCAGUACCUACCUCGCAGGAAACAAGGAAAAUAGUAAAACCCAAAAGUAAUAAAAUGAAGGCAAAACUCAGAACAACACCUUACUCGCCACAGCAAUACAGCUCGUUCCAAGCAGACAAACUGGAAUGCAGCCAGGUGGGGAGCUGGCGCUCCAGCCCCGCUGCCAGCGCCGCCGCCCUUCAGGAACAGAACUUCCAUUCAGAGAGCAGCGAACUCCUGUACGCCCCUCCCUACAGCCUGCCCUUCUCCUACCACUAUGGACACUUCCCUGUGGAUUCCCACGUCUUCAGUGGCAAGAAGCAAAUGCUGCCUGCAAAAUUCGGGCAGGCCCAAGGGGCGCCCUGCGAGGUGGCACGGUUCUUCCUGGGCGCGCUGCAGACCAACGGCGAGUGCCAGUGGCACUACGCCAACUCCCUGGUUCCCAGCAGCCAGUCACCCUCCAAAAGCCUUCCUGAGCAGCCAGUGAACAUCAUCAGGCACAACCUUGCACAGAGUUAUGAAGUGCCACUGUCCAACAGGAGGUACAACCAGGACGCUCUGCCCGAGGCCUUCCCGAGCUGCACGGCGCCCAUGCCGGGCCGCUACAAAGAGGAGCUCUACGACUCUUCCAUCAUGAAACACAACAAAACAGAGCCCAGGCUCCAGCCCCCCGCCCACCUCAUCAAAGAGGAAAACAAGCUGGCUUUUACCAGAGACCUGCCAGAAAAAAUGGCCAUCAACGAGGGCUCGUUCUCCAACCCGCUGCUGCCCAAAUCCGAGUGCUGCCAGGCCAAGGCCGUGGGACAGCUGAGCCACCUGCUGCCCGUGCCCUCGGUCUACGAGCAGAGCAGGAGGAUUUGUGUCAAAGACCCCAAAUUUGGGCACAUCAGCCACCACCCAGGCAGCCUGGAGGAGCUGGACGAGAGGAUGGGCGUGAAGCUCGACCACGAGGCCGAUGGCGAGCGGCUGAUGGAUGUGAGGCCCUCGGGCCAAGUCCCCUUCGUGCUCCUCAACUACCACCACGUGCUGGCCAAGCACGGAGCUUUCCAAACUUCCCCCUGCACGGCCACGGGACACGUGGGAGAAAAUUAUUCCUACAACUCUGAGGAAGUCAACGCGUUUAUUUACAAAAACCAAAGCCCCUCCUCGGCUUCUUCUCCAGAAACCCACAAGGAAUCUGCACUACCCCAUUACAUUGGGACUUCUGUCAUCAUUGCCAACGGCAGGUGACGGUAGCGCAGGAGUGUUCUGUGUUUCAUUAAGAAACCAAACUGUAAUGAUUUGCUAAAAAACAAAACAAACAAAAAAAAACCAAACCAAGCAUGAGGAAACACAGUGACAUUUACUGAGCAAAGCUGGAGGGCAGUGAGGGACAAACUGGUGAGUUCCACAAGUCCCCGUGGCCAGGAAAAUCCCCUCCGUCCCCUGCCGUGCUUCGGUGUCCCAGACACAGCUCUGGUGCCAGGGAGAAGCCAAGUUCCAGAUCUUAUUUUUGUUAUUUUAUAGUGUGCAGCAGAAGGAGACGAGAGCCGUUAUAUGCAGAGGUUUAUAUGAAGAACAUUUUUUUUUUCCUUGACACCCUCCUUAAAAUAAACUCAAGAUUUUUUUUUUUAAUCAUUAUCAUAAAAUAUGCAUUCUAGUUUAGGGUUUUUUUGACAAAUUGUGUGAAACCUCGCAUCAACUCUCCACCCAACCCCCUGACAAAUGGACUUUGUUGAGAGAGUGGUGAUUUUGAGCAACCACAACACAGCUGUCCUACCCAAACAGAAAAGAGCUUAUUUAUUAAUUACCAAAAAGUUUUAAAACUAAAUAAAUCAACCCUACAUUUGAUUUAUUUAACACAGAUUUCAGUGUUCUGAGAUUGUUGCCACCACCAUUUAUCUUGACAAGGGACAAUAUGACAAAUUAAUAGGUACAAAGAUAGGUAUUACAGGGUUACAGGUCUUGUCAUGGCAAAUUGGGACAAAUUAUGGAGCAGGAACUAAUUCCCCACAAAUAAGAAAAGGAAACUCCUAAAUCCUGUGUUUCCCUGGGUAUUCUGGGGGAAGCCUGUGCAGAUUUUCAACCCAGCCAGUCACAAAUACAUCUUAAUAACAGCACCAGAAAUGUUUUCUUUAUAGUCAAGAGAAUAAUGAACAUUUCUGCCUUAUUUUGAACUUACCAGCAGAAUUGUGAGCUUUGAAAAUUCCAGCUCUUAACACGCUGAACUUCCUCCAGCAUAAAUCCUGUUGUCAGCACAAAGGUAGGGCUGGAGUUCCCUGGUUGGAGCACUCCACAAAUCCCAAACAGCACAUUUGAAACUCUCACAUUUGGCCCAGCCAGCCAGGAACAGAUUUUCACCCCUUUAUUUUUAAUUCUUUGCAGAGGAUGGAUCUGUGGGAGUUUAACUGACAACGCUCAGCCCACGGUGGUUUUCAACCAUCUCCCCAGACACUGUGAGUGGAUAAAACAACAAAAGGCACCCUAAACAAUAAAUGUGGCUCUAGAUCUCACUCAGCUCCAUUCCUUACCCCAAUUCAAGCUUAAUUCAGAAUUUUUCAACUUUUCUCUCAUCAGACUCUAAAGAAAACUUCACUGAAAAACCUUGAGUGCCCUGGGAUGGUGGAAGGUUCCCUGGAUGAGCUUUAAGGUUCCUUCCAACCCAAACCAUUCCAUAAUUCUUUGAAGAAAAUUCUUACCUGGUUUACAUAACAUGGAAAAAACCACUUGCUCAUGGAUUGCACCUUGUCAGAAAAAUCAUAAUGCAAUACUCAGUCCUAAAAAUUCCAUGUUCUCCAACUUUUCUAUGCAGCAAUAAUUCAUCCCAGAAUGGUCUGGGUUGGGAGGGACCUUAAAGCUCAUUCAGCAGUUCCAAGCCCCUGAAAUGGGCAGGGAAUUUUCCAUUAGAAUACAGAAAUAAGGUUAUUUCCUUCUGUGUAUGAAUAUUUAUUGCUAAGAGUACACAAAAAUACUUUAAAAGCAAAGGCUUGAAAACAAUUAUCAGUAUUUUUUUUCAGUUCUUCCUGUUAAAGGUUAAAGAGAAGCCUUUAUUAUCAUUACCAAAUUAAUAUUCACUUGAAAAUGAACUUGAACUGAACACUCUCAGUUGUUGCUUUCAAUGACAUGAAAAAUACAUUUUGUGCUAAACAGAACAAAAAAAGCCAAAUCAGUGAUUACAAAAAAACCCCAAAACAGAACCAAACCAGCACAGUCACUCCCUGUAACCUCAGCUUGUUCAGUGCUGGAGAAGCUGGCAAGUCUCCAGAAAAGCUGUAAAUGUGGAUUAUAAUCAUGCUGACCCCAUAAAUCAAAGGCAGGAGACACCAGUUGCUUUCCCAGUCGGUUCAGAGCCCUCCCAGCCCCUGCUCCUCAUAAACGACCCCAACUCCUGAAAAGAUAAUUAUGGGUUCAUUUUGUUCAAUUAAAUUAAGCCCAUGCCCCACAAAGGAGCCACUGGCAUGGUUGGCAUCAUUAAAAAGAAACCUGAUGCCCAACCUCUCCUGCUGCACUUUCUCCCUCAUUAGUGGCACUGCUGCAUUUGGGUGUUCCUGCAAGCCCUGCUUGCUAUAAAAACACCAAAAUUGGCCUUUGCUUGAGAAAAACACCAUUGAUAUUUUUCAGCUCGAUGUUUUUCCACCUUGUUAUUCCCACUUCCAGGCUUUAUUCCAGCAGCCUGAGCAGAGGAGGUGUUCCAUCAUUCUCCCCCAGGUGUUUUAGGGGAGGUGAUGCCCAGGCACAGGAAAUUUCCCUGCGAGGCAAUAAUGAACCAAUUAAGAACUCCCAGCUGAUAAUGCAGGGGAAGGUGCAGAAAAGAUGGCAAAAGCAAAUGUGGGAAGGAUUUUUUUUUUCUGCCACUCUCCAAGAUUCAAACAGCAAUUCCAUGUUUCCAUCUGGGGGUAAAUUACAUUGGGAGAAAAAUAGGAUUUUUUGGUCAGUUAAAUCACAGAUGUUCUCAGCAAAAUCAGAGUGCAGAACAGGGCACUGCCAUCACAGUGGUAGUGUUUUAAUGAUGAAAAAUGGGAUUUUUUGGUCAGUUAAAUCACAUGUUCUCAGCAAAAUCACAGUGCAGAACAGGGCACUGCCAUCACAGUGGUAGUGUUUUAAUGAUGAAAAAUGAUUUUAAUAAUGAAAAAAAAAAAAGGUACUGAAGAGGAAUGUGAAUUGAAAUAUAUUAUGAAAAAUAACCUCAUUUCUCUUUAGUAUUUGACCCACACCUUUGUAGUGAGACUUCACAAGAUUUUAAUUCUUGGGGGAGUUCAGACCUGGCAAGAAAAUAAUGGAAAAUGGGCGAAAGAGAGUGAAAGAGGGAGUAUUUUACCAAAAUCAUAGAAAAUUUGGGUUGGUAGGGACUUUCAAGAUCUUAUUCCAACCCCCUGCCAGUCAGGGAAUCUUCCAGCAGCCCCAGGUAAAGCUGGAAAAGUGAAUUCCAUAGCGAGGGGUCUCCAAGUUUUGGAAGCAGUGCAAUGGAAAUAAAACAAGGUGAUAAAGGCACAGAUAAGUCCCCAGCUCUCUGUGCCCUGGGACUUGAAAAAAGUAAUUUAAGGAAAUUCAGCACAACAGGUGCAAAACUGGGGAAUUCAUCACUGAAAGUGCCAAUGAAUGGGAAAUCUGCCAGAAUUUCUCCAGAAAUCUCAAGACAGGACAUAAAUUCUUUUUUUUUCCCAGCGUUUCAGUCACACCUCAAAAACGCCACAGAGGAAAUAUUGUUAUUCCAGUUUUUUCCUGAAGGUUAGAUUUUGCUUUUUUUUUUUAAUAUGAUGCAGAUAAAAGCUAUUUGGCAAGUGUAGGUGAAGCACGCAACCCAACCAACCUAUUCAAGCUCAGAAUUAUAUAUGUAUUCCCUAAAAAUGUAAAGCAUUUUUGCUUAUUUAUUAUGUAAAACAAAACUGUUAAAAUGUUAAUAAAAUCCUGUAGCCAAAGGAAAA